Molecule: messenger RNA, 351 nt
Organism: Lathyrus oleraceus (garden pea)
Lineage: Eukaryota; Viridiplantae; Streptophyta; Magnoliopsida; Fabales; Fabaceae
Exons: 1
Coding region: 1-351 (116 amino acids)
Source: RefSeq, a predicted model, not a curated record
AUGAUGAUGGACGAACUGGUCGACUUAGAUGAGAAGAGAAUGUUAGCCUUGGAUUCACUACAAAGGCAGAAAGAAAAAGUCGCCAGAGCCUACAAUAAAAAGGUGAUAGGAAAAAUGUUCGUUGUCGACGAUCUAGUUUGGAGAGUGAUCUUGCCUAUGGAUAGAAAUGAUAGAGUUUUGGAUAAAUGGUCCCCUAAUUGGGAAGGACCGUUUAAGGUUCUGCAGGCCUUCUCUAAUAACGCCUACGAGGUCGAAGAGUUGGCACCAGAUAGGCGAAUCUUAAGGAUAAAUGGAAAGUACUUGAAAAAAUAUAGGCCUCUCCUUCAAGAGGUCAAGAUUGUGACAGACUAA